GCACCGCGAUAGUAUUGUUUCGCUGCGAAACCUUCGAAUACAAUGCUUCUCGACUAACACACUCAAGUGUAAACCAGAGAGGAAUCGGCUAUUUUAGAGACCCCUGAGGGUGGCGAGUGGUCUGAAAUGCGGGUUCUGCUGUGCCCUCUUGUGACCUGCAUUAGCGUCUGCAUCUUUCCUGCUGAAGCCAGGAAAGGGUCAAUCACGGAUAGGUGCUCUAACCACCCGGAACCAGGCGAUUGCACAAGCAGGCUGAAGUGGUACUUUGACACCUCCUUAAAGAGAUGUGAGCCCUUCAUGUAUGGGGAUUGUCCAGGGAACAUGGAAUUUUUCGCAAGUUUCAAAGAGUGCACGGAUACGUGUAAAAGCAGACCUAAGGAGCCCGCCAGUACGGGGAAAUACAAGGGCCACAAACAUAGUUUACAACCGGAUACGUCCAGCCGGCGCCAAAGACAACAAACUAAUGGAGAAACAAAUCAACGCAAAGAAGGUAGUACCAGCAGACAUCCUCCAGUCAGAGGGACCUGCUUCACGAGACCACGAAAAGGGAGGUGCAUUGAUAAUAGCGAGAAGUGGUGGUACAAUGGCGGCUUCUGGACAUGCCAGCCAGUGAAAAAGGGACACUGCCCAAACCAUGGAACAUUUUUUAACAGCUGCGAGGAAUGCAUGCAGAAGUGCAGAAGAACCAUGGCCCACAUCUGCAAGCACCGGACCUGAAUCUGCGCUGCACGACAAAAAUUUCGGUGUGGUUUACCCUGCACUGAACGGCGUAGUGUGCGAAAUAAAGAAAACACUCGAAAUUAUGUACAUGGUAAAGGAAAAGUGGGUGCACCUAAAUAUUUGUCAU
Dermacentor andersoni is the source of this 847-nucleotide messenger RNA. RefSeq names its product doenitin-1-like. Gene Ontology annotation, molecular function: serine-type endopeptidase inhibitor activity. Lineage: Eukaryota; Metazoa; Arthropoda; Arachnida; Ixodida; Ixodidae. The record is from RefSeq and is a predicted model, not a curated record.